UUUUUUUUUUGAGAAUAUUCCAGCCAAAUCCAUAAAUAUUAUACUGCGUUUCGCAAGUAAUACGCGCAAUCUCCCUAGUUUCUUCAUACUUUGGGAAUAUCUUAGAACGAUUUAUUCAAGAUGAAAGAUUUGUAUAAAAAUAGGAAAAAGUCCGUCGAACAAAAUGAAUAAUAAAUUAAAGAAGCGAAAGGAAUCUUUUUUCGAGUUCGCUCGCUCGAGUUCUUAUUAUUUGCUUGGAAGGAUGUGAGAAAAAAUACGUGUUAUCUUUAUCGUUUGUUCUUUUAAAAAUUUGUCUCUUUCGAUAUCAUUGGUGUAUAACAUAAUCCUAUCAACUUUCUUUCGAGGAAAACCUAUUCAACGAUAGAUAGAAUCAACUUGUUAUCGCGGUUAUUCUUCAGUUUUCAAUCGAUUCCAAACUUCUAUGUGAUCUCGACACAAGCUCAGCGAUAUGUGUAUAGUGUACAAAAAGAGAAAAAAAAAAAGAAGAAAACUUUCUUAGUUUGUAAGAGGACAAAUAUACAAAACUUGGAAAUUCGCGGAACAAUGAUGAUUAAAUGUCACACGGAGAAAUCGCGAGAAAGACGCGCCGGAGGGUAAUUAAAAAGGAAGGAAAAUGAUAGUUUUUUCAGGAGGUCAAGAUGCUUUUUAGAGCGUUUUAGAGCAUAGAACGAGUCGUAAUAGAAAAAGCGAGAGAAGAGGAAAAAGAAAAAAGAAAAAGAAAAGUAGAAAAGAAGAGAGUGAAUUGAAAAAGGGGGAAAAAAACAUAGGGCAACAACUGACGGACUACACAACCAUAUACACGUCGUUUGAUCAACAUUGAAACACACUUACAAAUUGCACACAUACUUACACACGCACACGCUUGAACUCCAUUCAGGUAGAAAAAAACGUAUCUCAGAAAAGAGAAAGCAUUACAGAUAGGAUCGGAUCACAGAUAGGAAGAGGAUGACCAAGGAGCGCGCGAGGGUUACAGGAAAAAAACGGAACAGAAGGAGACAGAAAGAGGAAGCGGAGGGGGAUGGUAGGAAAAAGGUGAGAGCGGGUGGUUAAGGUGGUUCUCCUGGUGAGGAUGGUAAAAGGUAAGCAGCGCGUAUAGCGCGUGCGCUCGUCCGAUACACCUAAUACACGCAUACAAGUACGGAUACAGAGGCACGAUGCAAUAGGGGUUAUGAAGAGAGGCGGCGGGGUUAACACCGGAGGGAGGAUCGCAAACUCUAACGAGGAAGCGAGGAAGCGAGAAAGCGAGGAAGUGAGCGGGGCGAGCGUAAGCGAGAUGGGAUAACAGUUGGAAACGUGAAUGGGGAAGAGUGGAAUAGAGACAGCGAGCUGCGACAGUCGAUGGACAAAGAAGCGAGGAUUCGCGAGGAUCCUUGCGCGGUAUGAGGUUUGCAUGCCUAGCAGACGGCUCCUCAGUAUCGUCCUACGUUCCGCUCGCGACGUGACCCUUCAACUUGGUGUCCCGAUCCGCGCGCCAUCCAAACUUGUGUCCGAUGCGCAUCCGUUUAUCUCGUUUAUGUACCGGUGUUACCAUUGUUGCACGCGCGACUGUUGCUCGUUUCUUUUUUUUUUUUUUUUUUUUUCUCUCUCCUUCCCUCUCGUUUUCACGCACCGUUCAGUGAUACGAAUAUCCAAGGAGGGCGAAAGUAUUACGUUCGUUUCGUCCCGUCACGGGUGAUGAGUGCCGUUUGUCGUAUCCUUGAACCGUUUCCAUUGGUAGGAAUACUAACAAAGUGAUCGAAGGAGAGUGACACGGAAGAGGGAAAUAUAUUGGAUGUUAUGCACAAUCGUGCACAAAAAUUUAUCCAGAAUGGCAUGUCUUGAAAUAAUCAUAUUUUUAUGUUCAAUGAUCACUUUUAUGGUCAGCAAUUGCGAAACAGAGUCAGAAAAUAGUAACAAGAAGGUAAAUUUGUCCAAGUUCCCGUCAGAGUUGGAUUUAUCAAGCCUAGAAGCAUCGUUGGAGAACGAAGAAUCGUUGAGAAAAAUAGUGAAAAGAUUGGCACCGGAGAAGAAUGGCGAGUACCAAAUUUAUCAAGUCUUCUUCGGAAAUGUGGAUCUUCUCAAGGAAUGGCUCAAAGGAGCGGGCGUGACAGGACAGCCCGGAGUAGACUUUCCAGCACUCACGACAAUUCCAACCACUUCGUUCAGCUGUCGCGGCCUGAAAGGUGGUUACUACGCGGACUUGGAGACAAAUUGUCAAGUAUUCCACAUCUGCGACAAUGGCCGGAAGAUAUCGUUCCUCUGUCCCAACGGUACCAUCUUUCAGCAAUCGCAGUUGAUUUGCGAUUGGUGGUUCAAGGUGGACUGUAGCAAAUCCACCGAGCUGUACGAGCAAAGCAGCGAGCAGCUAUUCGAGGAGGAAAGAAGACGAGCCGAGACGAGUCGAAAGAAAUCGAAAUUCGACUAUCAACAAUCGAUCGAGCAACAAGAUCGCGGCCAACAAGACGAUUACUACGACGUGCAAAAUCUCAGCUACGACGGUAAACAGAACGGAAGGAUCAAACCUUACGAGGAGCCUCCCCAAGAGAACCAGCUGCAAUCGAACAGAGAAAGGGUGAAAUCCUCCCGUCACUUUGACUCCGCCAAUAAUUUCAACCGGGAAUCGAACGCGCAAAGAGACAACGAUCGAUUGUUCGGUGUUAAUGGGUUUCAAUCGUCGAAUCAACCGUCCAACUUGAAGCAACAAUUCGAUCAAUUUACAAGGAAUACCGAGGAAGGGAACGUGAAUAGGUAUUCGACCACGAAUCAAGAUUAUUACACAGCCUCGAAAAAGACACAAAAUUACUACGUGACCAAUAGAAACUCGAAUGCCCAACGGGACGAUAAAGGAACUCUGAAGAGAUUGAAGUUGAAAGGAUUGAGAGGUAAUUCAACCUCUACCGUUUCCCAAAGGGUGACUCCGGCUUAUACCGAGUCGACCACGUUCAGAGGAAGCAAUACCAGCCCUGUGAAAGAAUCCCAGCAAUUUGCUGAAAGCGCGGCUUUCGUUGGGAAUCGUGGGAAUCGAUUCAACGAGAACACUGGAAACACGCAUCACUAUUACUAUCAAUUGUAUAUCAAUAGGGGGGAUUCUACCACGAGAAAUCCUAAUUACGAUCCGACCACUUCGAGGCAGGACAACGAAAACGACGUGUCCACGAGGAGGAACGAUCACUCGUUCCCAGGAACUUCCACGCGUGACUAUUACGAGACGACCACCCAAUACCCGACACCCACAGCGACCACUGUUCCCUACAACGACGAGAUCGCCACCGAGAGUAGCUUCUCGACAAACUCGUUUGCCAAUUUCGACACUCGACCAACCGAAUCCCUUCGAUUUGCCAAUACCAACUACGAGUAUCGUGGAAGCCAGAGGAUUGUAGGAAGUAACGUUCGAAGCAGCUUCGUCGAUAAAAAUUACUACAAUAUUAACAAUAACAGGGAAUCUAACAGAGCGGUUAAUAUAGGAACGAUUCCUUCGACCGCUCGUUCAUACGCGACCACGGAUACGUAUCGUGAAACCACCGUGACACCGACGAGCUCUCCGCAACAGAGGUAUACGACUACCGGUUAUUACCAGUCGCCUACGUCGACCGCGUCUUUUCGUAGCAAUAAUUUUGCACGUGGCACGGAGAGGCCGGUGAUCGAUAAUCGGUCCAAUGGGUUGAACAGCGAUACGAAACCGAGCGGGAAGAACCCUUCCACGAUUUCGCCGGGUUAUCGACAAAACUUGAUCAGCAGCACCACGACCACUGAGAAACCGUUCAAGACCACGUCGAUUUAUCAAGAAAAUACGGGGAAAGAUCUGAGCCCUUACGAUAGAAGUUUCACGUACAAACAGGGCAAAGUGAUGUCCACUCUGGGUCCUUACGUUCCGUUCACCAGGAAUUACGCGUACACGUCGGCAACCAGCACCACCUCGAGACCCACCCUCUACACUCCCACGGUGCCUACCUACACCACGAAAACUUCCACGCCGAAAUCGAAAUAUCCUACACCGACGUCGUCGAGUAAAAGCAAGACGAACGGAUCCUCCGAGAGGGAGCACGUGUUAAGCAUGCUCCAUUCCUUGAAGAAUCUGGAGCACAGCGUGCCCGGUCUGUCCGACGCGUUCAAAGGAGGCGAGAGGGCGACCAAUGUUUCCGUUCCCCCCGACCCGUCCACCUUACACUCUUUGGCGCUCUACUUUUCCACGGCUACCGAGAACUUCAAUUCCAACGAGACUACGGACUCGUCUUUGAGCAUAGAAUCGGCAGCCGACGAUAUACAGAGAUCGAUACUUUCGAAAAAAAGUGACGGAACGGUGCGAGUGCCGACCAGCCUUCUUACCCGACAUACCAUCGAUUCGUACACGGAAUUGUUCAAAUUGAAGGACGACGGUGCGGAGAUCGAUAACGCGACGAUCACGGGAGAUCGUCCGGAUAAAAGUUACGCAGGAGAGGACGAUGAUCUGGAGCUUCAACAAAGCGGAGGAUCAUUGGACGAUCUUCGAAAGUCGAACGGUACCAGGCUUCGAGAAUUGGCACAAGUGUUCACCCAUGCUUUGUCCGCGUAUCUGUUGGAUCCGGACACGUUCAAAAAGGUGUUGACCGAGAUCAGACCCACCGAACCAUCUCGAACUACGUUGGAAACGGAUUUAUGGGGUACCACCACCACCCCUUAUCCCCAGGAGGAGGAGGAGGAAGACGACGGUUCAUUGGACAGGGAAAAGGACGAGGUUUUAGAUUUCUCCGACGACAGCAACGAUAUCAGACAGAAAUUGACCACCACUUAUCCCACUACUUUCGAGCUACCCAGCACCACGGUACAAGAGAAUGUUUACGAGACCUUGAGCACGUUGCCAAGUACCUAUUACACUACGCCCAGAACAUCUGCCCAAGAUUUCUUCGAAUAUAGUACGAACUUGAUAUCGUUGAGUCCCGUCUCUAGUAACUAUUUCGAGAGUUCCACGCCACCAACAGAGAGCACAGAGUUUACAGCAGAGGCGAACAGCACACCGUACACGAGCGGAUUCUACAAUCGGAAUAACGAGAUAGACAAAGGAAGCGUCGAGCCAACGGAGGGCCAUCUUCCUUCUUCCGACGAGAGCCAGAAUCGAGUCGGGGGUUUUCAAAAUAACAGCGCCACGACAAUCGCCGAACCGUACACGGAUAAAAUAUCGUUCGUCACCACCCCCAUAAGCGAUAAUUACGUCGUCUCACCCACGCCUUUGUCGCCAUCGAUGUUCGUGCACAUGGUUACCUACAAUUGGAACAAGAAAUCGACGAGCAAAAAGCCCGAGCAACAACUGAGUCCUCCGUUCUUCGACGCUCGUUCCCAAGCGAUUCGAAAGGGAAACGAUAAUAUUCCCGCGUCUCUGAGGCCCGAGAAUUAUCCCAGCACAUCGACAUCGACGCACAACGUACGCGCCACCACCCUCGCCUCGACCAAGAAUUACGAGACGUCGACCGAGCAACCCUUCAAAAUUCCUCGACAAAAAUCUUUGUUGACCGAGGCGAAAGUUGGAAUUUCCCUGCCAACGUCGCGAAACAGUUACACGAAAUUCAGGAAUCUUUACAAUCGCGUGGACGAGUAUAAUAUCGAGACAACCGAGAGAACGACGCCUACGACAACCCUUCUAACCGAAUUCCCCGUAACAACAACUGUAUCCAGCGUCGAGACCACAACGUUUUACGCCAACGAUUCUAACGACACGUUCGAAGCCACGAAUCGCAAGAAGGAAGAAUCCAAGGUAUUGGACAACGAUCAUUGGACCUCGUCACCGGCUGUCACUCAUCUGUGGGAGACCUCCGUGUUCGUCGAUCCUCAAAGGAUCAACUACGACUUGGAGUCGGAUCUCGAAUCGACGGUGUCAACGGGAACGCAGUUCAGCGUCACGGACAGUCGAGAGAGGAUAGAAUACACGCCUUCCUUCGAUGACGAUACGUUGACCAGUUCGGAGGAGUCGUCGUUCACGGACGAGGAUACGUCGGUGCAAAGAUCGUCCAGGGACAAGGAUUCGCCGACCACCUUCUCCCUGCUUCCAACUUCGUUCACGGAGAACACCGUGACGCCGAAGCCGUUGAUCACCACGCGAUCCAGCAUCACUACCACGAUAACGUCCUCCAUCACGUCGACGAAAUCGUUGGCUGGCCAACAGGGUGGGUUGGUGACUUUGCUUCCUUACACGGCCAAGUCGAACGGGACGGAGAACGAAAUUGCGGAGAAAUUGUUCGGCAAGUUAAACGCUUCGAGCACCGAUACGUUGAUGAGGGUGAUGAAACAGGCGGAUAAUAACGAGACAGUUCGACAACUUGUCCUCCUUUUGAUACGGCAUUGCAACGAUCCGGCGAACAACACGUUGCAACGGGAGAAGGAGGAGCUGUUGAACGCGCUGCUCAGAUUGCCCGUGAACGAAUUCUCGUCCGAGGAGUCGAAAAACGUGGUGGCCGAGAUUAAUCAGCUCAAUCUGCCCGCCGUUAAGCCGGUUAAUUACGCGAGAAGCGGCUCGACCGCGCCGUUGAUUACCGAGCCGCCUGUGACCACGUUCAGGAGUAGGAAGAGCCGGAAAUUUCGCUCGACCACGGAAAAUUCGGCGAAUGUAGCGAGACGAUCGGAGAAGGGGACGGUAUCGGACGAGAAUAAUUCCCUCCAGGAGGACGAGAGCUUCGCGUCUGACAAUAGGGCGCUUGAACUUCUUAGAUCGUUGUACACUAUAGCCACUAAAUGGGGGUGAAAUUGUAAGAUACAAUUGUGGCGAGGGUCGUUUUAGCGUGGACAGGCUUCGAAGAAGAUAAAUUCAUUCGUGUCUUUUUUUUUUUUUUUUUUUUUUUUUUUUUAGUUAUUUGUUUUUUUUUGUUUUUUUUUUUUUUUUUUUUUUUUUUUUUAGUUAUUUGUUUUUUUUUGUUUUUUUUUUUUUUUUUUUUUUUUUUUUUAGAUUAUUCUUGUUGCUAUAUCGUAUUGGUUCGUUUGAAAUCGAUCGAUCGUUCAAAAAUAUAUUUGUCCCGAUGAUAAUUUUGAACGGUUGAUCGAUUUUGAACGGACUAUAGAUGCUAUUAGAUAAUUCUUGAUCGAUCUUCUUUUUCUUCUCUAAUCUUGUAUUUUGGAUUAUUUUUGCUCCGUCAAUUUUUUCGGUUCGACGAAAGAAAGUUAAAUUUCAAUUACGAAAUUGGAAGAUUUUUUUUAGAUGGUGAUGGGAAUACAAUACGUUUACUAUACGAUGGAAAUAUCUCUUCUUUAACGCACGGAAUCUUUUCAAAGAAUAAAAGAUAAGAAGUUACGGUUAGUUGAUGAACGACGAAACGACUCCCGAUUAAUUUCGCUUGAAUCGUGCGUCACGGACAGACCGUGGGAAUAAUGAAAUUCUUUGGAACUCGUUCGUUAGACUGUAAAUUAAUUAUAUAUCUACUAAUUGCACCUGAUCGUUAACAGUAUUACAUCGCAUAUCGCGUACACUUGUAUCAUAUUCGUUGUACACCCUUUGUUGAAUAAAUAAGGAUUUCGAUGUUCUAUGAUAAAUCCGACAACUUACCCUCCACGCGAGACAUGGAUAUAUCUUAUAUGCGUUGAUAUGGUUUUUGUGGUUUACAAAAUUUUAAUCAUUAUGAGGAAAACGUGGAAACUUAUAUCGUAGAUUACUUGGAAUCGCUUUAAAUCUUGGUGCUGGUAUGUUUUUUUGCAUCUUAUCUUAAAAAGUAAUAACUUCGAAGAUACGAGGCCCUUGUUAAACGUAAAUGAAUCGUUUGUAAAAUCUUUUUUUUUUAUAGUUUUAUAUCAGUUUAACAAUUUUUUUUUUUUUCGUUUCAUCCGUUUUCUAAAAUAAAAUAAUAUGAUCGAUUCGUAAUAACAUUGAACAACGAUGUCUAUCUCUUUAUUUCAAUAUUCUAUUAUUUUUUAAUUGAACUUUGUUUUUAAUGAGUAUUCAAAUCGAUGCUUAUCACACAUUACCGGUCAAUA
This is a messenger RNA of Apis dorsata (giant honeybee), 7911 nucleotides long. It is a transcript of the gene thw, whose product is annotated as mucin-3A-like. NCBI's taxonomy places the organism in Eukaryota, Metazoa, Arthropoda, Insecta, Hymenoptera, Apidae. Gene Ontology annotation, molecular function: chitin binding. The record is from RefSeq and is a predicted model, not a curated record. The coding region runs from base 1772 to 6691 and encodes 1639 amino acids. Gene Ontology annotation, cellular component: extracellular region. The transcript is spliced from 7 exons.